Molecule: messenger RNA, 321 nt
Organism: Aspergillus pseudotamarii
Lineage: Eukaryota; Fungi; Ascomycota; Eurotiomycetes; Eurotiales; Aspergillaceae
Product: CVNH domain-containing protein
Exons: 3
Coding region: 1-321 (106 amino acids)
Source: RefSeq, a predicted model, not a curated record
AUGUCUUUCCUCGAGUCUUCCCGCAACAUCAGAAUCGAAAACGUGGAGAAUGCAACCUGGCUCUUUUGCGAAGCCCAGGCAGAGGAUGGCACAUGGCAGCCGGCCGAUAUCAACCUCGAUGAGGUGAUCGGCAACGAUGAUGGCUGGUUUAGCCGUAACACCGCUGGAUUUACCGAGAGCGCUGAAGAAAUCUUCUUUCAAGACGGCUGGCUUACAGCCAACUUGCCCAGGCGUGAUGGUAGUUACCGUGAUCGUCAGGGUAUCGACCUCGGCCUCCACAUUACCAACGUUAACGGUAACCUGGAGUGGUAUGGACAAUAA